Molecule: messenger RNA, 618 nt
Organism: Mesocestoides corti
Lineage: Eukaryota; Metazoa; Platyhelminthes; Cestoda; Cyclophyllidea; Mesocestoididae
Source: the annotation of a GenBank genome assembly
AUGUGCAAUCAUCCCCAUUGUAGACGCUUAUUGUUGAUUUCUUCAGGCACAGUCCCUCCGCCGACGCAGUUACUGACCAUUGACGACAUCUUCCUGAAGGAGGACGAGCCGCCUCAACUGGAGGUGCUAAGAACACACCUGUUCGGGGAGGGCCGGUUGACGGAAAAAGCAGCUCUCAAAAUCAUUGAGGAGACCGCUGCCAUCCUAAAAAGUGAAAACAAUCUCAUAGAACUGGAAGCUCCCAUUACCGUUUGCGGGGACAUCCAUGGCCAGUUCUACGAUCUGAUGAAACUCCUAGAAGUUGGCGGCGAUCCCUCCGCAACGCAGUACUUGUUCAUGGGCGACUACGUUGACCGAGGCUGCUUCAGUAUGGAGUGCGUCCUGUACUUGUUUGCACUGAAGAUGACCUAUCCCCUCACCUUCUUCCUCCUUCGUGGCAACCACGAGUGCCGACACCUGACGGAAUAUUUCACUUUCCGACAAGAAUGUGAGUUGUUCUCUGACCUUUUGAAUACCACCAUUGCAGUGAAUGUUUGUACAUUGACACAUUUUGUUUCUGCUUUAAUUAAUUUGUGUGCUGUGAAAAAAAAGUCCAGAAGAUUUACAACAAAGCGAUGA